This is a messenger RNA of Lycium barbarum (goji berry), 866 nucleotides long. RefSeq names its product putative gamma-glutamylcyclotransferase At3g02910. NCBI's taxonomy places the organism in Eukaryota, Viridiplantae, Streptophyta, Magnoliopsida, Solanales, Solanaceae. The transcript has a single exon. The coding region runs from base 106 to 621 and encodes 171 amino acids. Gene Ontology annotation, molecular function: gamma-glutamylaminecyclotransferase activity. The record is from RefSeq and is a predicted model, not a curated record.
GGACUAAAAGUGAUAUUAUCCCUUUAUUUUGUUUUCACCCGUGAAAAGUUGUUGUUAAACUCAUCAGAGUCUUUCCACUUUUCUGGAAAAUCAGUUACAUCCAUAAUGGCUACCACCAAAACCGAUUGGCAUUUGAUUUUCUCUUACGGAACUCUAAAGCGCGGAUUCCCCAACCACCACUUAAUCGAAACCCUAAUCAGCACCGGUGACGUCAUCUUCAUCGGCGAAUACACAACGGUCUCCAUCUUCCCGCUAGUCCGCGGGCCCUACGGUAUCCCAUACCUGAUCAACAUCCCCGGGUCGGGUCACCGGGUCAAGGGCGAGCUAUACAAGGUGAAGCCCAAUGGACUUGGCCCGUUAGAUGAUUUGGAAGGGAUUGAGAUAGGGCAUUAUGAGAGGCUGCCGGUGAGUGUUGUUGGUCGUGAUGAGGUAGUGGUGUCGGCGGAGGCGUAUUUUGCGCAUAGGAGUUUUGGUGAAGGGAUGUGGAAGAGAGGUGGAGAGAUGGGGUUGGAGGAGUUUAGUGUUGAAAUGGCUGGGAAGUAUGAGAGGAAAGAAGACAGGCCGAGUAAUCGUGAUUUUAUUCAGGAUAUUAGAGAUUUUAUCCACAAUGGUGAUAACUGAGAUUGUGGUCUUCUUCUCUUUUAUUGGUUAGAAAAAUAAAGUACCAUUAUGUCACUGUGAUUAUUGCUAGAUGAAGCAUGUGACUAUUGCUAUUAUUCCUACUACUAUUGCAAAUGCUUUAUAUUGUAUGAACAGAGACAGGUUAAUAGAUUUGAAGCCUAUAGCUUGCAAUUUCAUCUUUUUAUGUUCGUAACUCGUAAGGGAUUAUAUUUGAAAUGUAUGUGUACCCUUAAUUUUCAUGUUCA